Molecule: messenger RNA, 1717 nt
Organism: Pelmatolapia mariae (spotted tilapia)
Lineage: Eukaryota; Metazoa; Chordata; Actinopteri; Cichliformes; Cichlidae
Gene: prmt1
Product: protein arginine methyltransferase 1
Exons: 10
Coding region: 87-1142 (351 amino acids)
Biological process (GO): peptidyl-arginine methylation
Cellular component (GO): nucleus
Molecular function (GO): protein-arginine N-methyltransferase activity
Source: RefSeq, a predicted model, not a curated record
CGUCUGCACCAAUCAGAGAUAAACGUUGGCCAUCGUGGGCGGGACAAAGGGAGACGCUUACAGACCCACGCAGCUACUCUGGGUAGAUGAUCGAAAUGGCGGCGCCAGCAGAAGGGAUGGAGGUUUCCCAGGGGGAGAGCUCAGCCAAGCCUGCAGCUGAGGACAUGACAUCUAAGGACUACUACUUUGACUCAUACGCCCACUUUGGAAUUCAUGAGGAGAUGCUGAAGGAUGAAGUUCGCACUCUCACGUACCGCAAUUCCAUGUUCCACAACAAGCACCUUUUUAAGGACAAGGUGGUGCUUGAUGUGGGCAGUGGGACGGGUAUCCUUUGCAUGUUUGCUGCCAAAGCCGGAGCCAAGAAGGUUAUAGGGAUCGAGUGCAGCAGCAUCUCUGACUACGCUGUGAAAAUUGUGAAGGCUAACAACCUUGAUGAUGUGGUGACCAUCAUUAAAGGAAAGGUGGAAGAGGUGGAGCUGCCUGUGGAUGGAGUAGACAUCAUCAUAUCAGAGUGGAUGGGCUACUGUCUCUUCUAUGAGUCCAUGCUUAAUACAGUUAUUUAUGCCAGAGACAAAUGGCUGAAACCAGAUGGACUCAUUUUUCCAGAUAGAGCAACCCUUUACGUCACUGCCAUCGAAGACCGACAGUAUAAGGACUACAAAAUACACUGGUGGGAGAACGUGUACGGUUUUGAUAUGUCCUGCAUCAAGGAGGUGGCAAUCAAGGAGCCCCUGGUCGAUGUGGUGGACCCCAAGCAGCUGGUCAGCAACUCCUGUCUCGUCAGGGAGGUGGACAUCUACACAGUGAAGGCCGAAGACCUGACGUUCACGUCCCCGUUCUGCCUCCAGGUGAAGAGGAACGACUACAUCCACGCGUUGGUUACCUACUUCAACAUCGAGUUCACCCGCUGCCAUAAGAGGAUCGGCUUCUCUACCAGCCCAGAGUCUCCUUACACCCACUGGAAGCAGACCGUCUUCUACCUGGAUGAUUACCUGACUGUGAAGACUGGAGAGGAGAUCAUUGGCACCGUCAGCAUGAAGCCAAAUGUCAAGAACAAUAGGGACCUGGACUUCACCAUAGACGUGGACUUCAGGGGCCAGCUAUGUGAGAUGUCGAAGACGUUGGAGUACAGGAUGCGUUAGAAGCCUUUCCCUCCGUUCCUGUUUUUGUCAUUAGUAGAGGACAGAUAUACAGUUUGGGAGUCUGAGCGAUAGUCUGACGCUCCCGCAGCAACAUUUUAAAGACAUCACUUGUUCAAACAUUAACAGUAUUUAAAUGGUUUUUGUGGCUUUCAGUUCAAAGUGCAUUGGCGUGGUGCUUCAUUGUGUCAUAUACACUCAACAAAAUGUAUGUUAGCAUACGAACGUUUGUCCCAACACCUCGUUGGGUUCAACUUUGGGGUUCAGUUUAUUUUGCAUGGGAGAAGUUAAUACAGACGCAAACUCAGCCUGUCCUUCAUUUGAACGGUAACCAUGGCGUUGGAAAGGACGCUGUUUGUAGACGGUUGCUGGACCGAUUCUUACUGGACUUUUAGGCCACACCCCUUCAGUUCCACCUUUCCUCAGCUUGAACAGUGUGUCUGUCGAUGGUAACAGCUGUGUUGGCACUCUGCACAGACCGCUCUGACUUGUCACAUUUUCAGUUUUCUCUUUUGUAUUGUUUCUGGCUGCCACUUUUUUUUCUUUUUUUUUUUUUUAAAUAAAAUUCAUAAACUGUA